Messenger RNA from Puma concolor (puma), 513 nucleotides. NCBI's taxonomy places the organism in Eukaryota, Metazoa, Chordata, Mammalia, Carnivora, Felidae. The record is from RefSeq and is a predicted model, not a curated record.
AAUAUGGCGAAAGCGGAGCAGGGGAUGGGCUCUCCCCUUCACAGAUAAUGGGAGGAGCCUGGCCAGAGCGAGUUCUUUCCUUUCGGCGCUGCGGCCGCAGCCAUGAGUAUGCUCAGGCUUCAGAAGAGGCUUGCCUCCAGUGUCCUCCGCUGUGGCAAAAAGAAGGUCUGGUUGGAUCCCAAUGAGACAAAUGAAAUCGCCAAUGCCAACUCCCGUCAGCAGAUCCGGAAACUGAUCAAAGAUGGGCUGAUCAUCCGGAAACCUGUGACUGUCCAUUCCCGGGCUCGAUGCCGGAAAAACACUUUGGCCCGCCGGAAGGGCAGACAUAUGGGCAUUGGUAAGAGAAAGGGUACUGCCAAUGCCCGAAUGCCUGAGAAGGUUUCAAGUAAUAGGAGAGAUUUCCGCAGAACUUUCCUGAGGAGUGAUGGAGUGACAGAGGUGGGGACACCAGGAGGUGGACUCAGGAUCCUCCUGCAGCCCCGAAUCCCCUCCCAACCCAGGGCAGAGAGCUGA